Molecule: messenger RNA, 1333 nt
Organism: Vicugna pacos (alpaca)
Lineage: Eukaryota; Metazoa; Chordata; Mammalia; Artiodactyla; Camelidae
Source: RefSeq, a predicted model, not a curated record
AUGUGCCUGUUGGGCACCGAAGUGGUGAAAAAAAGUCUCAAAUGGACAUGCAAAGCUUGUGGGGAGAAGCAGUCAUUUUUGCAGGCUUACGGCGAGGGCUCUGGUGCAGACUGUAGACGCCAUGUCCAAAAGUUAAAUCUGCUUCAGGGACAGAUUUCAGAGACGUCACUCAGGAAGCAGAGGUCUCUGGAGGAAUCCGUGAGUGCCGACGAGGAGGACAGCGCAGGUCCUGGGUGGGCUGUGCACGCGGGUCUGCAGGAGAAACCCCAGCCCUCAAAGAACCGCUGGCUGAAGUAUCUGGAAAGGGACUCCGAAGAGCCGGGGCCAGAAGGAGGAGCGUGUUCCAACAGACAGCCCUCACCCGAGACAGAGAAGCCAGAGCCUCCCCGCCGCACAGGCCUGCCUAGGAAAAGGAAGUGGAGCCAGAGCGCAGUCCAGCCUCCGUGCAGCCCUGAUGUCCAGGACUCCAGAAACCGUGGCGUCACCUUGGAGCCCCUGAAGGACUGCACUGGCCUGGCAGGGAAGGCCGAAGGAGGACGCAGCCGUGAGGACAGGGGCACCAGGGAGCUCGUCGUUCCUUGGGGGGAGCCACCACGUCCUGCCCAGCAGGUCGGGGCCACAUCUUCCAAGUGGGAACCAUUCCUUCUACCACAUGUGGACGUGGAGCCCCUGACACUCCUGCAGAGAGGCUCCAAGCCAGCCCGGGCAGCACAGGCUGAGCAGGGGCCCCCUGGGGCCCAGACCCCAAGGGAAGGAGGCUUCAGCACGACCCCUGGGGUACAGACCCCUCCUCAGGCCACACACACGUCCACGCCUGGGCCCAAGGGGCACUGUGGGAAGACCCCAGAGCAGUCAUGGGGCACAGGCCCUUGGGCAGGGGGUGAGCCCUUGGGCAGAGGGGCGCAGGAGCCUUCUCUCAUGCGACUGUGUGACCUCUUUAAAACCGGUGAGGACUUGGAUGACGAUCUGUGAACUGAAACUAAUGUCAUUUGUUACGUGAACCCUUCUUCACUUGACCUCUGCCACUGGAAACAGGGCCCCAUGUUGCUUUUCAGUAGCAGGACUGAGGGUGAUUUACAGGAACUGCCAAAGACUGACAAUAAACGCAGCUAUCAAACAGAUCACCUCUCGUUGCAGCAUCUUUGAUUAAAGUGCUUAUACCAUUUAAUUAGAUUGUUUACAAAUAGGAUAACAGGAUGGCUACAAAGUGAUUUUCUUACUUUAAAAGCAGUUGACACAUUGGAAAAACAAGAGAAAGCUAGUGGUUACGAAACAGGCAGUACUCAGUGAACACCAACGUCAGCUCCCCUCAGCCCUUCCUCCCAGACACGCA